Eurytemora carolleeae is the source of this 1553-nucleotide messenger RNA. RefSeq names its product diaminopimelate decarboxylase-like. NCBI's taxonomy places the organism in Eukaryota, Metazoa, Arthropoda, Copepoda, Calanoida, Temoridae. Gene Ontology annotation, molecular function: diaminopimelate decarboxylase activity. The record is from RefSeq and is a predicted model, not a curated record.
AUAAAGAAAUUAUUAAUAACUACUUUCCAGAAAACUGAUCAGAAAACUACUGAAUAAAAUAUGGAGGAUAUACUGCAACGUGUCGUAGAAUUGAAUCUCAUCAACGAUGAACAACCAUCUCUGGAUGUGUUUGAUGUUGAUUACUUCCAUGGUCGGGUAGAUUCUUUAAAAUCCGCAUUUCCUGAACCUUUCUUCUACCAUGCCAUGGCUGUUAAAGCCAACCCUUUGAGAUGUAUAAUGAAACUUGGGCUUGAGAAGAAUCUAGGGGCAGAAUGUGCAAGUCUUCAAGAAGCACUUCAUUCAUUAGCAAUAGGUUUCCCUGCGAACCAAAUAGUUUAUGAUUCUCCUGUAAAAACUAUCAAGGAAUUGGAAACUGCAAUAAACAACGGGUUUUAUAUUAAUCUUGAUAAUGAACAAGAAGUUUCUCAAGUUGGAGAAUAUUUAAAAACCUACCCGGGAACUGUCCCUGUGAUUGGUUUAAGGAUCAACCCUGUGGUUGGAGCCGGGAAUAUUGCAAUGAUAUCAACAGCUACUCCACAAUCAAAGUUUGGUCUCCCCUUGACGAAGGAUACGUGUGAGAGAAUCCUCUCCUUGUACCAGAACAAUCCUUGGUUAACUGCAGUUCAUAUUCAUGUUGGAAGCCAGGGGGUUCCACUCACAAAAUUUGUUGAUGGAGCAAAUGUUUUGAUGGAUUUCCUGACAAAUAUUGAGAAGGUUUGUCCAGGACAGAUUACAACAGUAGAUAUCGGAGGAGGAUUAUCNACAGAGUCAGCAGAACCAGAGGAGUUCCAGUAUAUUCAAUACAGAAGGAAACUUGAAGAGAAGGUUCCAGUGCUCUUCAGUGGGAAGUACAAGGUUGUUACAGAGAUGGGGAGAUCCUUGUUUCUGAAGGCAGGAACUAGUUUCACUAGGGUAGAGAACGUCAAGGAUUGGAUAAAAGAUCAGAACCCUAUAAUCCUAACUCAUCUUGGGACAAAUCAGUUCCCCAGGGAAGCAUACCUUCCGCACAUCUGGAGACACAGAUUUACACUGUUCACUGCUGAAGGUGUGAAGAAGGAAGGUGACGAAAUAAUGGUGGAUGUUGGGGGUCCAAUGUGCUUUCAGGGAGACUACCUUGCAAAGGAAGUAUCUGUACCUAGGCCUGAGAUAGGAGAUAUUAUAGCUAUUCAUGAUACAGGGGCCUACACAAUGUCAAUGUACUGCAGGUUUAAUUCUAUCCGAGCUAGCCCUGUGUACGGAGUGAAGAAGAAUACUGAAGGUCGGAUCCAGGUUCUCUGCUAUAAGGAGAGAGAAACUGUUGAAGAGUGCAUGAGGUUCUGGGGGAGAAGUUCUCCUACUCCUGUAGAAUAACACAAGUUCAAAUUUCCACUUGGAUUUAUUUUAGUAAGAUUAAGAUUAAAAUUUUAUUCAUUUUAUUCUGGAAAAAAAUUGUUAUAUUUUUUUUUGUAGGAAAAACCAUUUUCCUGUAAAAGAAUUUUUUUAUUGUACAAAUUAUAUGAAAUAGUCAAAUUUGUAGGUUCUUAGAGACAUUGAAUAAAUUGUGUUAAAUUGGA